Sinocyclocheilus anshuiensis is the source of this 2569-nucleotide messenger RNA. RefSeq lists its product as uncharacterized. Lineage: Eukaryota; Metazoa; Chordata; Actinopteri; Cypriniformes; Cyprinidae. Gene Ontology annotation, cellular component: external side of plasma membrane. Gene Ontology annotation, molecular function: transmembrane signaling receptor activity. The transcript is spliced from 20 exons. The record is from RefSeq and is a predicted model, not a curated record. The coding region runs from base 5 to 2569 and encodes 854 amino acids. Gene Ontology annotation, biological process: cell surface receptor signaling pathway; immune response.
CAGUAUGGAGCUCAGUCAACUUCCUCUUGUGCUCUUGCUGAUUUCAAACGUCUACUCUCAACAUACUGAAGAAAGACCAAAACCCAAAGUGACCAUCAAACCUGAUGAACAUGUAUUCAGAGGAGAGACAGUCACUCUCAGAUGUGACAUAUAUAGUGAAGGAGUCACUAGCUGGCAGUACAUCUGGUAUAAAGAUGGUUCAUUCUACACUUUCAGUGAACUACAGGAACUCACAUUCAGUCCUGUUACUGAGUUUGAUGCAGGUAAAUACUCCUGUUAUAGAUCAGAGAGAGGAGUAUCAAGCAGCUCAUAUAUCAGUGAUGAAGUUACACUGACAGUAUCAGUUCCCAGAGCAGUGUUAAGUGUUUCUCCACAGAAGUGGCUGACUGAAGGAGAUCCAGUGACUCUGAUCUGUCAGGUCAACGGCUCCUCUACAGGCUGGACAUUCAGCUGGUACACUGAAACUGUCUCAUCAGCCAACAGCAUUCAUUAUAAGCGGCUCUCAGACAGCAGCAGGGGAGCUGGAGGAAACUACACUGUCAGUUCUGCUGCUCUAAAACACACAGGAGUUCAUGUGUGCAGAGCAGAGAGAGGAAAACCAGCUUAUAACUCAACCAUCAGCAACACACAGUUAAUAUGGGUCACUGGUGUUUCUCCUCCAGUCUCUCUGAUCGUCAGUCCCAGCAGAACUCAACACUUCACAACUGACUCUCUCUCUCUGAGCUGUGAGGACCAGAGUAACUCUACUGGAUGGAGAAUGAGAAGAUACAGAGACAGUGGGCGGCUGGAAGGUUGUUCAUCAGUUUGGGGAUCACAAACAGGAUCUACAUGUACAAUCAGAUCCACCAUCCCAAAGGACACUGGAGUGUACUGGUGUGAGUCUGAAUCUGGAGAGAAAUAUCAUCCUGUUAAUAUCACUACACUUUUGUCAGUUGAUGUUUGCUCUGUUUCUGUAGUUGGUGUGAUUCUGGAGAGUCCUGUUCAUCCUGUGACUGAAGGAGAAACUCUGACUCUACGCUGUUUAUAUCAUCAUUCAACCCCACCAAACCUCAGAGCUGAUUUCUAUAAAGAUGGAUCACUCAUCCAGAAUCAAACUACAGAGAUGAUCAUCCCUGCUGUCUCAAAGUCACAUGAGGGUUUCUACUCCUGCAAACACACAGAGAGAGGAGAGUCACGCAAGAGCUGGAUCUCAGUCACAGCUUCCUCCAGAACAUCAGGAUCUGAUGGUUUCAAUCCUGUGAUAGUUGGAGUGACUGCUGGACUCACAUUUUUAAUCAUUGUCUUCUUGGUCCUGCUGUGGCGCUACAGAAACAACAAAGGUGAAAGAUCUCAGUCUGCCUCCAGUGUCAGUCAACAGCAGAACAGCAGUCAGACAUCAGAGCAGAACCAGAGUGAAGCGGGACAUAAAGCACUCAUGUCUGGAACUGCUCAUAUUUAUGAUUCUCUUGAUGCCACAACUAACAAAAACAUAAGCACAGACAUUGUAAGUGGACCUACUGAAGUCACCUAUGCUGAGAUUGAACUCAAAUCUACAGAGAAACAGAAGAAAAAGAAAGAAAACAAAGGAGAAACUCUGACUCUACGCUGUUUAUAUCAUCAUUCAACCCCACCAAACCUCAGAGCUGAUUUCUAUAAAGAUGGAUCACUCAUCCAGAAUCAAACUACAGAGAUGAUCAUCCCUGCUGUCUCAAAGUCACAUGAGGGUUUCUACUCCUGCAAACACACAGAGAGAGGAGAGUCACGCAAGAGCUGGAUCUCAGUCACAGCUUCCUCCAGAACAUCAGGAUCUGAUGGUUUCAAUCCUGUGAUAGUUGGAGUGACUGCUGGACUCACAUUUUUAAUCAUUGUCUUCUUGGUCCUGCUGUGGCGCUACAGAAACAACAAAGGUGAAAGAUCUCAGUCUGCCUCCAGUGUCAGUCAACAGCAGAACAGCAGUCAGACAUCAGAGCAGAACCAGAGUGAAGCGGGACAUAAAGCACUCAUGUCUGGAACUGCUCAUAUUUAUGAUUCUCUUGAUGCCACAACUAACAAAAACAUAAGCACAGACAUUGUAAGUGGACCUACUGAAGUCACCUAUGCUGAGAUUGAACUCAAAUCUACAGAGAAACAGAAGAAAAAGAAAGAAAACAAAGGUAAUACCAGUGAAAGUUCAGACACCGUGUACUCUCAACUGAAUCUGGUAACCCAUCAAUGCUACCUUAAGGAUGUUACUGAGGAUGUCCUUUUGGUAGCAGUGACAUUAAAAACAGACAGAGUGGUGACACAGCUCUGGAGAAACAACAAACGCAGGAUGUCAUCUCUUGAGCUCACUAUUGAGGGUGUUAUCGGAGGCUCUGUUGUCUUGCCUUGCUCUUCCACUGAGAAUGAGCUUGAAAUUGAAGGCAAAGGAGUGACAUCUGAACAGAGCCAAGCCUACAAGAACAGAGCUGAAAUGUUUCCGGACCAGUAUGUGAAUGGCAACUUCACACUGAAACUCAAUAACCUUACAUCUGCUGAUUCAGGGAUCUACUACUGCUAUAUCAGCCCACUAACACUUUGGAAAGUACAGCUCCGCGUUAAAGGUGUGUAA